Molecule: messenger RNA, 1025 nt
Organism: Chara braunii
Lineage: Eukaryota; Viridiplantae; Streptophyta; Charophyceae; Charales; Characeae
Source: the annotation of a GenBank genome assembly
CGGCGACACCACGUCGCGAUCCUCCUCCCCCGGAGCCUUCAGUGCCCACACCAUCUCCCUCUAUCAUUGUCACCUCGCCUCGGCAGUUCGCUCACUUCAUUCGACAGGACGACGUCACCUUCUUUAUGGUGGACGUGACGGAUCUCUUACACUAUGAUCCACCCUGUCCCGACGUCGAGCUCAUCCCUCUGGAGCUAGAUCCUCCCUCUAUCUCCAUGACUCCCAUCUCUACUUCCGUCCCUCCGCCGUCCGUCGAGUCCACCCCGCCGUUGUGCGCUAACGCUGACGCUGAGGAACUCGCACGGUAUACGGCUGACUUGAAGCCCGCAGUUCGUGACCUCAUCCGAGAGUACCACGACGUUUUCCCAUCGUUGUUAUCGUACGCCGGCAUCCCACCGAUGCGUGACGUCGAGCCCUCCAUUCAGCUCGUGCCUGACUAUUGUGUUCACCACCAGGCACCCUACAGAUUCUCGAUCCCCGAGGCCACCGAACUCAAGCGUCACCUUGAGGAGCUCCUAAGACUGGGUUUCAUUAAACCCAGCAACUCCCCGUGGGGUGCACCCGUCCUCUUUGCUUACAAAGCGGAUGGAACUCUUCGUCUCUGCAUCGACUACCGCGGCCUCAACCGCUACACGGUUCGGAACAGCUACCCCAUGCCUCGUUCCGAUGAGCUGUUCGACCGCCUAGCAGGCAACCGCUUCUUUACGAAGAUUGAUCUUCGUAGCGGUUACGAUCAGAUCCGCGUCGCUGCAGCCGACCAGCCGAAGACCGCGUUCCGAUCGCGAUUCGGCCACUACGAGUGCACGGUGAUGCCAUUCGGCCUCACCAACGCACCCACUACCUUCCAGAGGGCGAUGAACGACAUCUUCAGGGACAUUCUGGAGCAGUACGUUCUCAUCUACCUCGACGAUCUAUAGUCGUACCCUUGAGGAGCACCUCAGACACCUCCGCGACGUCCUUGACCGCUUGUGCAGACAUGGCUUCUAUGCCAAGCUAAGCAAGUGCCGCUUUGCCCAGCACAAAGU